This is a messenger RNA of Tachyglossus aculeatus (Australian echidna), 1287 nucleotides long. It is a transcript of the gene KRT20, whose product is annotated as keratin 20. Bases 1 to 1287 code for a protein of 428 amino acids. Gene Ontology annotation, molecular function: structural molecule activity. The transcript is spliced from 8 exons. The record is from RefSeq and is a predicted model, not a curated record. NCBI's taxonomy places the organism in Eukaryota, Metazoa, Chordata, Mammalia, Monotremata, Tachyglossidae.
AUGUCUAUCGCCAGAGGAAAAUACCUUAGAAGCAACUCCAACGAGGCCGCCUUCAUGAGCCCCAUGUACAGAAUGCCAGCCAAGCAGAUUAUAUAUUCUCCCAGUGUCCACGGUGGGGCCGGAGGAUGGGGCACUAGGAUUUCUACCAGCACAACCCAGGCCCAAUACGGCGAGGGCCUUGGGGUGGGCACGUUACUAACGGGCAACGAGAAGGGGACCAUGCAAAAUCUAAAUGACCGCCUGGCUACCUACCUGGAAAAGGUGCGCUCCCUCCAGCAAGCCAACUCCACGCUGGAAGUGCAGAUUAGACAGUGGCACGAGAAGAACUCCACUCCGAUGGGCCGAGACUACAGCUCGUAUUACAAGACGAUUGAGGCGCUCCAAGAUCAGAUUAAGGCGGCCCAACUAAACAACGCUCAGUUGGUCCUGCAGAUCGACAAUGCCAAGCUGGCGGCGGAAGACUUCAGAGUCAAAUAUGAGACUGAACUAGGAAUGCGUGUGUCAGUAGAGGGAGAUAUCCAGGGGUUGACCAAAGUCGCCGACAACCUGACCCUAAAUAAGGCCAGAUUGGAAUCGGAGGUCGAAAACUUGACCGAGGAGAUCGUUUUACUCAGGAAGAACCAUCAGGAGGAAGUUGAUACCCUGCGCAAGCAUCUGGGGGCCACCGUCAAAGUGGAAGUGGAUGCAGCGCCCGGCCAAGACCUCGGGGCCAUCAUAAAUGAGAUGAGGGAGAAGUACGAAAGCAUGGCCAAGAAGAACAUUCAGGAGGCCAAGGAGCACUUCGAGACCCAGACGAUCGAGGUGGAGAAUCAGAUCACCCUGAACAAUAAAGAACUGGAGGCCAGCAUGACCCAAGUCAAGGAGCUGAGGCACAAGUGGCAGAACCUGGAGAUAGAGCUGCAGUCCCAGCUCAGCCAGAGAGGUGCAUUGGAGCAAACCCUGGAGGGGACCAAUACCCGUUAUGGGGCCCAGCUGGCCCAGCUGCAGGCAGUGCUCAACGCUCUGAAGGCCCAGCUAAUCCAGGUGCGCUCAGAAUCGGAGAGGCAGAGCAACGACUUCAACAUCCUUCUUGACGUCAAGAACCGGCUGGAGAAGGAGAUUGCUACUUACCGCCGCCUCCUAGAAGGAGAGGAGAUACUAACUGUGGACAGUGAGACAACUCUUCUGGAUGAAAAAGAUGUGAAGAAAACCCGGAAAAUCAGGAUGGUGGUGGAAGAAAUGGUGGAUGGGAAGAUUGUCUCAACCCAAACCAAGGAGAUGAACGAGUCUAUGGAGAGUGACAAAUGA